UCAUUUUUUGUUACAAUCGUUUUGAGACGGAUAAUAUUUGUGUCAAUCUCAUUGUCGACAAUGUUUUGAGAUGUGUAACACAAAAAGUGAUAUGAAAUCCUUGUAAACGUUCUAUAAAAUAUCUCAAUAAAUUGAAUAUAUUGUAUAUGCCUAAUUUUACAGUACAUAGUUUUAAUCAUCAACAUUAACAUAUCCAGUAUAUGCCUAAUUUUGGUUAUCUCUUUUUUGGGAAAAAGAUUAAAAAAAAAAAGACCUAAGACUAGAUAGAAGAAUACAACAUGCUUGACGACGCCGGAACGGCCAAAUUUUCUCUCAUGGUCUGCCGUUAAGACCAAAUCCCCAAUACUCUCAUAAGCCUUUGACUUGCUUUUCCCGUUAUCUUUCACUAACUAAACUCUCAAAUUCACCGCUCCUCCCACCCUCCUCCGCCGUCGGUUGCGUUCCGGCCACUGGCAAGCCUCCCUUUAAUCUUAUGCUUGUUGUUGAAUUGUUGAAACUUGAAAGUUUAUGGUAUUAGCCAUUGGAAGGUCUAGUAGAUUUUCUUCUAGAGGAGACUUAAUUAGAAAGACUUUCUGUUGUAGGCUAAGGAGUUUCAGUGAUAUGAAGGAAGUUUUAGGUGAUAUAGUAUCUAAUUCGCCCGGUCCUGUUGUUGAUGGGGACUCUCCUGUUUUGCCGCCUGUGAAGGUUGGUUAUGGUAUGAGAAGCAAUGCUUCAGCUGUGCAAUCGACUCCGGAAAUCGAAAAGAAGUAUGUUCAUCGUGUUUAUGAUGCCAUCGCUCCACAUUUUAGUUCUACCCGGUUCGCCAAGUGGCCCAAGGUUUCAGCUUUUCUCAAUUCGUUGCCUGUGGGAUCACUUGUAUUAGAUGCAGGAUGUGGGAACGGGAAGUAUUUGGGGCUAAAUCCCGAGAGUUUUUUUAUUGGAUGUGAUAUUAGUUCGGCCCUUGUCAAGAUUUGUGCAGAUAGAGGGCAUGAAGUGUUGGUUGCUGAUGCUGUCAAUCUCCCAUAUAGGACUGGUUAUGGUGAUGCGGCGAUCUCCAUUGCUGUGUUGCAUCACCUUAGCACAGAAAGUAGGAGACGGAAAGCAGUAGAAGAAUUAGUCCGUAUUGUUAAAAAGGGUGGUCUUGUCUUGAUAACCGUUUGGGCGAGGGAACAAGAAGAUGGAUCAUUGUUAAACAAGUGGACACCACUUACUCAGAAAUAUGUGGAGGAGUGGGUAGGUCCAGGCAGCCCUAGGGUCCGAAGUCCUUCAUCCUCGACUCUAGAGAGUAUACCAGAAGCUGAGGAAAAUGGUUCGAGGGAUCACUUUAAAGAAUUUCUUGACAAGACCAUGGAUGUAAAAUCACCUAGACACAGCAAUUUGAGUAAAGUUUCAGAUCAGUCAUUGACUUCUACAAGUGGAGAAGUUUGCGAAGAGCAGCAAGAAUUUUUUGUUCCUUGGCAUUUGCCUUAUCAUCGUGCUGAAGUGAGUGGAGCCUCUGCCAAUGCUGUUGCUUCUGGUCUGGCAAAGAAGGAUGAUAAGAAGGGUGCAGUGGUUUACAACAGAUACUACCAUGUUUUCAGUGAAGGUGAACUUGAAAAGUAAGCUGUCCUGCUCCUUUUAUUGCUUCAUUAGUACUUUCAUUUGUUUUCUGAGCUUAAUUGGGAGCGUAACCAGCUGUGUGAAAUAGUUCACAUUGAAACACCUCUAUAUCUUGACAUGCUGCAUCCUGUUCCUUGACAAGAUUCGAAAAAGAGGAAUAGGCCUGGCACAAUUUGGUGCUUCUCCAAGCUUUGGCUUAUGUAAAAUUUGUGCUGCUUUCUUUUUUUUUUUUUUUUUUUUUUCCCUGUAUCAUUACAUGCUUGCUUGAUCUACUAUCAUGAUAGGUAAAUCUGAUUUGAGAAUUGUAACCAACAAUUAUGAAUGUGAUUCAAUGGAGUACACCACAAAAGAAAACAAUCAUCAUUUGACUAUUUCUAUGGUGUUGUUGGUUAAAGAAUUCAAUUCCUUUGUUGACAUCUGCUUGUGUUGUUUGGUCUUGAUUGCUGCAGGUUAGUUUCUGAUGUGGACAAUGCUGUUGUGGUUGAUAAAUUCUACGACAAAUCAAACUGGUGCAUCAUUCUUGAGAAAACAUCAUGAUUAGUUGUGUCCUGGAAGAUCCACGAGUGCAGAGUUUUCUAGGCCAGAAGGUUCAAAUUUUUGGUUGUUUGGAUUGGGAGAAAGAACAAAACGGAAAACUAAACAGAUGUGUGCUGCACAAAGAUGAAGGGUGUCUUCUCUGCGUUCAGCUGUACUAGUGUAAUUGAUUUCUUUGCAUGGAUUAGUUGAAGAAUACCAUUCUAUACACGCCUACAUUUUAGAUAGGUUUCUUCAUUCUGUUUUUUUGGUGUCUCCUCAUUCUGUACGAUUUGAGUUGCAUACUAGUGGAAUUGAAAAUUAGUCAUCGCCGCGAAGGCUUCUCUGUGUACGAAUUGUUGUCACUCUUGCUGUUUGUAUCCAGUUUUGCAUAGAUUUGGAUUAGUUUGAAACAAUUCCUUGGCAAUGUAUGCUGCUGUUCAAGUUUGUGGC
Molecule: messenger RNA, 2544 nt
Organism: Oldenlandia corymbosa var. corymbosa
Lineage: Eukaryota; Viridiplantae; Streptophyta; Magnoliopsida; Gentianales; Rubiaceae
Source: the annotation of a GenBank genome assembly